Bursaphelenchus okinawaensis is the source of this 6290-nucleotide messenger RNA. NCBI's taxonomy places the organism in Eukaryota, Metazoa, Nematoda, Chromadorea, Rhabditida, Aphelenchoididae. The record is from the annotation of a GenBank genome assembly.
AUGCGACCCUUUCAAAGGUCGAGUCUAGGCCUUUUGGCACUUUUGAUUUGCUCAACUUUGCGUGAGUUUUUCUGAAUAUAUCAUAGUAGACUUCAGUAGGUUCUCCUGCGGGUAGAAUGAGAAGAGUGGUUUUGUAUUGACGUGUAAGGGUUAAAAUUUUUAUUUUUGUAAAAAUUGUUUAAAAUUUUUAAGUUUUAAUGCAAUUUCUUGUUCCUUUUAUCAUCAAGUGGCAUAUCAAGAUAUUUUUAAACCACAGAAUUCAAUAUUACGUCGUUCAAAUAAUUCUGAGCCACCACAUCCCAAAAAUUUGCUUUGAGAGUAGCUCACGAUUAGUUAAACAACUUAAUAAUAACUCUACGGUAAAUUACUCUUCCUAGCACACCCAACUGCUUAUAGUUACUCUCCCUGGCACACCCAUAUGCAUGUAGUUUCUCUCCCUGGUACACCCAACUGCCUCUAGCAUCACAACCUUGGCUUUUAUUAAUUGUCAUAUCACUUUUCUCUUGCAAUUUCCAGUUUUCUGCUACAAAAACGAUCGUUUUCGGAGAUUUACACUGCUUUUGCCACUGGCAUUUCAUUACACUCUAAAUUGAAACCGUUAUGGAACGUUGCGAAAAGUCACGUAACGUGCUUGCAACACAUAAAAUACAAAUAUCUUAACAUAGGGUACAGAUUAGCAUAAAAUACAAAUACAUUAAUUAAGAUAAGAUAUAAUACUUCAGCAUACCUUGACAUACCAUACAUAGUAGUUUGUGUAAAAAGUUUUAAGCCUUCAAACCUUGUAUAAUAUAUAAAAUACAUUUUUAAAAUUUUCAGCGUUGACAUCAUCCCAACUCCGACCUCCCCGCACACAAAGUUUUAAAUGUCUGUCGAAUGGAUGUUGUGAUCAACACGAAUGGUGUCGCUUCUGGGCAUCGAUUGGAGAAUGUAGGACGAAUGCCGAAUGGAUGGCCUCAAACUGUCAAUUGGCUUGUAAUACUUGUCCUGUGCCGUUGCGUAAGUUGUAACAAACUUAAGUUUAGUAUUCGGGUUGGAUAGGGGAUUUAACUUUAGUUUUUUAAAUUUUUAAAUUUUUUUAAAUUUUAAAAAUGAAAGUUUUGGAAUUGUUAAUACAUGCUUAAGCAUUGGGUCGUCAGGCAAUUUUUGGGUCUAGUCUGGCUUUCAAAAGUCAAAAAGGAGCCAAACUUCUUGAACCAGGCUUUACAUAGCUAAAUUCCAAAUUUUGUUUCAAACUGUGACUUUUAGGCUAGGCCGUUCUUUAAUUUUUCAGACCUUUCCAGCAAACUUAAAUGUAAAUUUUUAUCAUUUUUGCCAUAAAUGUUGAAAUUUCACCCUUCAAAAGUUGUCAUCAAUAACAACAAUCUUCCAAACAUUGUAAAGCAGACAUUCUACCGUAGACCUCAAUAAUAUUGACUAAAGUAAUAUUUACAAAGCCAUUUCCCAACCUUUACAACCUAUUUUCUUACUCAGUAGACGGGUCGAGAAACCAAAUUGAGGCCGUCGCUGUAAACAGUAUACAAUUUACUGGUUUCGCGCUUUUGAUUGAUAACACAUUCCACUCGUUGUGGUAAACAUGCUCAAACUGUAAAAUCACUGAUUUAUUUGCGGUUUGAACGGGCCGCGAGUUCUGGAAAAGGUUGACGUAGAUAACAUGACAUAUGGAGAAGAGUGAUAUAAGUAACAUAAAAUAUGAAGAAGGUUAAUAUAUGUAACAUAAUAUGUCGAAAAGAUUGACAUAAGCAAAAAAAACAUAUGAAGAAGGUGAAUAUGCAGGCUAUAGAACCAAAAACCAACCGCCGAAUAACUAUACAUAACAUAAUAUAAUCAGAAAUCAUUUUUAGCAUCAUCAACCUCACAAUCAACCUCCUCAUCAUCAACACAGUCGUCCUCAACGUCCACAUCGACGCGUACGUCGACGAGAAACCAAGAAUCCUCAACUUCUUCGGGAUCUCGCGCCACAGCACCAUUCACUUCACAAACCGGUGCAACCGACGAAACCGAUAGUACGGGACAAUUCCAGUCUAGCACAGCUAAUGGAGUGCAACAUGCUUCAAGUUGUGAUCAGAUCGCCAAUAACAGAAGCAAUGCUGCCGCUCAAAUGAUGGGAAGCGGCUUGGUUAAUGCCAUUGAGGACAGUAGUGGCAGACAGUUGCUGUCGCUGGAAGAUAUCACGAGGAGUGUAUCGACUGGUUGUGUGCCUCAGGUGAGAAACUUCAUUUGACAAAAAAUUUGAAAAUUUAAAAACCUAUUAGGUUUUUCGAAUAAUUCUGUGCCCCCUAUGCUCCAAAAAAUGCUUUAAUAAGGGGCACAGUAGUUGAACAACCUAAUAAUUUAAAAUUUUACAAAACAACCUUAUGUUAGCCCUAAUCCCCGAAUUUUAGCAAAAUGGAGCUGAAUGUUCGGCCAACUUGUGUUAUCACAUGAUGUACAGAUCUAUGGACGGUACUUGUAACAAUCUGAGAAGCUCGAUGCGUGGAGCCUCUUUCCGACCAUACUUACGACUUAUGCCCGCUGAGUACGAUGACGGAAUUGGAGAGCCUGUUUGUGAGUUUAACUUUAUAUUAUAAACUAAAAUACCUUUAUAUUCUAGACUAAAAUAUGGAUUUUGGCUUUGUUACAGAAGAUACAUUUGAAAUUUUAGUUUUUGAUUUCCCUUGCUAAAAUUUAGAAAAAGUUUUUUUGUUACCUAUUUAUCUUUGAUGAACCUUUUUACACGAAUAAAAGGCGAAAAUUCAUUUAUGUGUAAUUGUUUUUUGGAUUGAAGAAGCUGCUUUUCGAUGUUAUAGUAGACCAUUUUGAAGAAACUUUUUUUCAGAGUUUGAGGGGUCUCGCAAACUAAAAUUUAGGCCAAAUAAUAAUAUAUAAAGUCUAUACCUACCAAAAUAAACGUUUUUACUCCAUAAUUUCAGCUUCAAUCCGCCAAACGCGACCAUCAGUUCGUGAUGCCUCCAGGAUCUUGUUGUCCAGCUCUCAAGUCGUAACUCACGAGUCUUUCAACUCCCUGUUGAUGCAAUGGGGUCAGUUUAUGUCGCACGAUAUGGCCAGAACCACGCUACAACCUUCUGCCAAUUGUCCAACUUGUGAGCCAAUUCCAAGCAAAUGUAUUCCAGUCAAGAUCAGCGACAAGGACACCAACUUUUCGUGAGUUUAGCUUUAUUUUUGGCUCUAAUUUUAAUUCUUUGAGUUUUUUAAAAUUUAUUUUAGCUAUAAAUGGCAAAAAAGAGACCAAUAAGUGUAGGUAUAGGCAAUAUAUUGUAAAAAAUUGGCAAAAAGCUUGAAGAAGUUGAAAUAAUUAUAUUGUUGUAGGUUCAAAGAGAAGAAAUGCCUCAAAAUCUCUCGAUCUGCUCCAAUUUGUGGCACCGGUCAAACUGCUCCACGCCAACAGCUCAACGAAAACACUGCCUAUGUCGAUGGAUCUCAAAUCUACGGAUCUUCGAUUAAAGAUCUACCGAAGUUCAGAGAUGGCAGAACUGGCUUCUUGAAGUUGUCCCACUUCAACAACAUGAAUGUUCUGCCAUUCGAUGAGUCCAAGUGCUCCAGUGCCACCCAAUGUACGGCAUCUUUUGUCGCUGGCGACAUUCGUGCCAAUCUUUUCUUGGGAUUGUCUUCUUUCCAUAUUAUCUUUGCUCGCGAACAUAACAGGUAAGAGUUUUGGAGGUAUAGCUGUUUUGGUUAGCUGUUUAAUGAUAAUGCAUUGAGUUUGAAUUUGUAAAUUAUGUCUUUUUUGUUUUCUUUGAUUCUGAACUUUUAAAAAUUAUGUCAUUUUAGAAUCGCUCGCGCCUUCCAACAAAUGAAUCCAUCGUGGAGCGGCGAUCGUAUCUUCCAAGAAGCCCGCAAAGUGGUUGGAGCCGAGAUUCAGCACAUUCUGUACCGUGAGUUCCUUCCGAAAAUCCUCGGAAGCUCCAUGGACAAGAUCCUCGGCCCAUACAAAGGCUACGACCCAUCCGUAGACUCCACCAUCUCCAACGUCUUCACCACUUCGGCCUAUCGGUUCGGACACGGUAUGAUCAUGGAGAAGUACCCUCGACUGGAUCCGGCUGGUCAGCCCAUUCCCCACGGUCCAUUUGACUUUGGCGACGGCGUCUUCAAGUCCAACAAGAUUCUGUUCGAAGGUGGCGUGGAUCCGGUGAUUCGUGGGUUGUGGUCGACUCAAGUCAAACGCCCACAUCGUAUGACGCCGGCCAUCACGGAGAGCAUGUUCGGAAGGUAAACAUUGUUUAGUUUUAAAACUGGCAUGGGUAAACUUUAGAAUUGAGCAUGGAUAAACUAUAAAAUUAGGUAUGGGUAAACUUUAGAAUCAGAUAAACAUAAAAAACAUAAAAUCUUUCAAUGGUGUGCAAAGUAAAUAGGCUAAUAUUGGGCGGGGUAAACGUCUAAACUGGUACUGGUAGCCUAGUUUUUAACACGGAGAUGCAAAUUAUAAAAAUUGGGCGGAGUAAACAUGAAAAACAAUGUUUUUUGGGUUGAGAUAGACACGAGAAGAUAAGUUUUUGAUAUUUUGCAAAGACUAACCAUAAAUUAAUUGAUAAACAACAACAAAUAAAUAGGUAAACAACAGCAAAUAAACAAAUUUUAGAAAGAAAACACUAUUUUUGUAAAGUUUUUUAUGUUAUUGAGACGGCAGUCAUAUUUUUAAUGGCUCUACAGCCUUUUUACAUUGCUUUUUACUCUAAAGAUAUUGUUUUAGAUGAUUUUGAAGCAUUAAACUCAGUAUUAUUUAAUUAAAAUCAAAUUAAAACACUAAUAACAUACCAAAAUAUCAGAAGGACUCAAAAUUUUUGCAAACGGUCAGUAAAAUCUGAAAAAAUUAAAAAUUUGAAACGAAAUUGAGGAAACGCAGAAAAAAUAAAAAUUUCAAAGAAAAUUUUCAAUUUUAUGACCUUUCAGCACUGACCUCGGAUCUGUGAACAUCAUGCGCGGACGUGAGCACGGCAUUGCAUCGUACAAUAAAUGGCGCAAAUUCUGCGGAAUGUCAGUAGCCGGAUCGUUCGAGGAGCUCAAGGAUCAGAUUCUGGAUCCAAGCAUUCGUGGAGCUUUGGCACAAAACUUCCAAUCUCCUGGUAAGGUUGAUUCAUAUAUAAAUUUAUAUAUAUUAUACAGAACUAGUAUGGUUAUCAGUAAAAUAUCGUUGAUAAUGUAUAGGAAAGGUUAAAAUGACACUAGUUUCUUGUUAUAGGUAACAUAUGAGGGAUAGGUUAACUUUUUGAAAGGUUAGUUUAUAUAACAACAUAUAUAUUAUGAACGCACAAUUAAGUGAACGGCAUAAUAAUAAUAAAAACCUUACUUUUAGACGACUUGGACUUGUACGUUGGCGCCAUGGUAGAAGACCCAGUUGUUGGUGGUCUUGUUGGUUCAACGCUGGCUUGUAUCAUUGGAGAUCAGUUUAAGAGGACUAGGGAUGGAGAUCGGUAAGCUAUUAUGAUCUUGUGGUAAAACUGGAAGAGGCUGUACUUUCAAUCUUCUCUUUGCGCUUAACUUGAGCCUUAAAAACCGUAAUAGGUAUCUAAAUUCUAUUGAUAGAAAAUGGAUUUACCAUCUAAUUAUAGAUUAUAUAGAUUGACCAUAAAAGCCUCAAGACUAGCGCUAGCUACUAUCAGGCUGUUCAAGUAAUUCUGUGCCUCUAAUCUCUAAAAUGUUUUAUGAGAGAAGGCACAGAAUUAUUUUAACGUCUUAAUAGAAUUCAAAAACGCUUGUUUGGAAGUUAAACUUUUAAAAAUUUAUGCAAAAUAUUAGUUUUAAAAUUUAAAAGAAAAUUAUUUUGCGCCUACGCUCUAAGCCUAAUCAAGCUGAUUUUAUGAUUUCUUGGUACAGUUGGGUGGUCUGACCCUAAAGCAAUUUCUAUAAACUUACCGUAUCCUAGUUUUCGUACCCAUGAAACCUAUUAGGUUGUUCAAAUAAUUAUGUGCCUCAAAAAAUUAAAAUUUGCUUUGAGAGAAGACGCACAAUUAUUUGAAUAACUUAUAUUAAAAAAAGUUUUUUGCUUUAACUUUGGCUUAACUCCUACCUCUAAAAACCACUAUUCUACGUUUAACUCACCGCUUCCCUAACCAUAUAUGUCAGUUAUUAAAAAAUGACAAAACUUAUAAUACUUCAGAUUCUACUUUGAAAACCCUGGAGUCUUUACUGGACCUCAGUUGGCUGAGAUUCGUAAGACUCGUUUGUCCAAAAUUUUCUGCGACAACGGCGACAGUAUUAGAGAAGUGCCGGGCGAUGCCUUUGUUACUCCUAAGAAUGGUUUGGUACCUUGUAGUCAGCUGCCCACCAUCGAUCUGUCUAAAUGGAAAGAGUAA